UGUUUAUUAGCACGCAGCACGUUUGUUAUUAUUUUGAAAAUAUUCUUUGACGAAAUGGCGAAAACUAAACGAAAUGUAAGGGCCAAGGCCAAGAGCAUGGUGGGGGCGGCCAAACAGAAAGCGCAGGAAGUGCAGGCGAAGCUACGCCAGGAGCAGCUGCUCCACAAAACCCUUACGCCCAAAAAGACGACCACCAAGAAGGAGAAGUCGGCGGCCAGGCACAAGAAGCUCCUCAAGCGCUUCGCCGAGACACGAAAGGAGCACAAGGAGGAGGUGGCCCGCAAGAAUCGAGAGAAGACCAAAGUGAUCGGAGACCUGAAGCCCCUUCGGGAUGCCCUGCCCUCUCUGCAAGACAUGUACAAGCUGGUUAGGAUCAAUCAGAAGGAUUCCAGCGAGCAAACAGUGCUCACCCCUCCAGAAACUCAACUCAGUGCCAACGAGAAGAUCCGGAAGAAGCGCAAGGAGCUGGUCAAUCGCGUCAAGUCCUUCGAGAAGCUCAUCAAGGACAAGAACUUUAAAAAGAAUCCCCGCGAAGUCGUUGCUGCCCAUAUGCGCAACAAGUACGAGGCAAUGGAGGAUGAAAAUGAUGAAUAGGGGUCGGGAAAUCUUUUCAAAUAACUGCUACCCGCCUAAAACCACAAUUUUAUAACUUAAUUUUUAUAAGAAAUAUCUUUAAAAUGCAUGUUAUGUAUUGGUACAGAAAAAUUAGUCCAUUAUGUGCCUAAAAACCCUACAAAGAAAUCAUACUCUCAACUAUGAUAUAUAAUUAUAAGGAAAUAUCUUUAAUAUAUAUUUGGGUACACAAGAAAACAAGGAUUUUGUUUUAGUUAC
Molecule: messenger RNA, 831 nt
Organism: Drosophila serrata
Lineage: Eukaryota; Metazoa; Arthropoda; Insecta; Diptera; Drosophilidae
Biological process (GO): maturation of SSU-rRNA from tricistronic rRNA transcript (SSU-rRNA, 5.8S rRNA, LSU-rRNA)
Cellular component (GO): 90S preribosome; nucleolus; preribosome, small subunit precursor
Source: RefSeq, a predicted model, not a curated record